Messenger RNA from Protomyces lactucae-debilis, 462 nucleotides. RefSeq lists its product as uncharacterized. The record is from RefSeq and is a predicted model, not a curated record. The transcript has a single exon. NCBI's taxonomy places the organism in Eukaryota, Fungi, Ascomycota, Taphrinomycetes, Taphrinales, Protomycetaceae. Bases 1 to 462 code for a protein of 153 amino acids.
AUGUCUCUGGGCAAUGCUGAACCUUCGCGUCCUCACUUCACAGGACAUACGCUGCACCUUGGCAAAGCACCAGCUCCUGCUCCUUCCUGUAUCAAGUCUGUCGUGAGUAUCGCUCCCAAGCAGCGUGCCAAGACGCCAUUCGCACGCAGCAUCAGGACGCUCAAGCGCUGGAAAGCACAUCUCAGUGCAAGCAGCUACGCAGAUUGUGAAAAGAGUACAGACGUGUAUGGUUUCGUCCAGCUUGAAGAGCAAGUGGAAAACAAGCGUCUAUCCUGGUGCAGCUGGAGGUCAUCUGCUCAGAGGCAUGUCCAUGUUCCGACUUUAAUGGAGCUCUUUCGCCAUACAAGCAUCGAGCAAGUCUCACACGCUGUUCAGGCAGAUGCCAGUCUUGUCCAGCGUGAUGAUGCCUUCAACAGACGGUGGUUUGAUCAGCUCCGUGCCUCUCGCCACGAGCGUCUCUAG